GCUGUGCCGCACAACAGGAAUGAGCAAGUCCGGUAGCGCAGCGUUAAAACUACACAAAAGAUAAACUAGAUGUAUGUCUUAUUUUGACAGUCUGUGGUUUGCAACAUGUACCAGAGCUCUGUGGAGACAUUUUAGAAAGUAUAAAGGUGACAUUAGUUGAAUAUUUGUUAAAAAUAAAUCAGUAUUUGCUACAGUGAAGGCGAAAAGAGCCAGCGUUGCCGGUUAGCUGCCGAGAGUAGCUAGCUUAAUGCUACUUCCGCUCUCACCGGAAGUUGCGCAUUAAUUAUUUCUACAGUCGUUUUUUAUUUUUUUGUUUUAUUUCUUAUUAGCAAAUUAACAUAUACAAAUCGACAUAAUACAUUGUGGUACAUAAAAAACAACGGAACAGACAAGCCUCGAUUAUUUCUACAGUACAGUAGUGCCCUAAACACCCUAAUCCCAUUGGUUGAGUACAGUUACGUCACUGUUUGAAUGCCGGAAAAGGCGUGUCCGUGGAGUUAAUGCUAAUGCUAAUGUGAAUUAAACUAUCUGCUGUUGUACCGUGUGGGAAAACGCAGCUGACGAAGACAACACCAGCGACUGUGUCUCCUGCAGCUUUUGAACUCUAACACCGCGCAUGUUGUUCUGUUUCCUGCAGUGGGAUGAAACGAUGGAGCAGCAGGAGCAGAUCGAGUGGGACGAUGUGAACAAACUUCUGCAGCAUCAUGGUUUUAAGCCAGUGUGUUUUGCAGAUCCCGUAGAGAACAAGAACCUCUCAGAUUUGAUUCUGCUGGACAAGAAGUCAGCCAGUGAGAUCAGGAUGUCCCUGAGGACGAUGCUCACGGAUUCAGAGAGAAGACAGGCCCUCAUCCAGGAGCUCAUCAAGUCCAACAGUCAGCUCAAAGAAGAGGUUCAUGAGCACAUGAGUCGAGCGGCUCAGCAGUCUCAGAGGGCCACAGAGCUGGAGGGGCUGCUGGAUGCGGUGAAGACCCGAGUCCAGGACCUGGAGGACCGCUGCCUCGGCAAGGCUGUCCAGCAGCACAGCCACACACAGCGACUGCAGCAGGAAAAACAAGAAGCACAGAAACGGAGUCAGGUCCUCGAGCAGAAGCUGUCGAAACAAAAGGACGAAGCAGCCCAGCUCCAAAGGAAACUUUAUUUUACCCUCAAAGAAGAAGAGCUGCGAUUGGCUCGACAGAGUGACACGUUCCAGCACAUCUGCGACAGAGUCAGCCAGCAGAGCUCUCCGGCAGACCAGCAGCUGCUGGAUGUGAUUGACUUCUAUGAGACUAAAAUGACUCAGCUGCUGGAUGAGCUCAGAUCUGUCAAAGGAGAACCAGAAGUGGCUCAUCGGACACGAACCAAGAAGGCAUCCAGCAGCAUUACUCCGUCUUUCAAAACCAUUCUCAAGGCAUACCAGACACAACAAAAGAAGAGCAACACUCAAAUCGAAGAGCUAAAGAGAGACGUCGACCGCCUGAAGCAGGAGCUUGAGACGAGAUCGUCCAAAGACAGCACAACUGAGCCCAGUGAUCACGCCAGGGAAGCCAGUCUCUGUGGCCGCUAUCACCAGCUGUUGCACGAGAUCAGCGCUGUUGUGACCGAUCCCAACGCUCCGUUGCGACUGCACAAGCCGAGACCUUCCGCUGUCGGUUCGGAGCUGACAGAGUUUGAGACUCUCCUCCCCGCGCUGGAGGUCUGGGCCCAGCAGCUCCACCUACUGAAGGAUCUACAAAGGGCUUUAAAUAAGCUGAGGGCCAGACUGAUGCCCUGGCAGCCGUCUGAUGGGGGCCAUAAUGCUGCAGAAGCAGUGAAGGUGGAGGACAUGAUGUUGCUGGUGGACACCAUGCUGGAAAGCACCUCAGCUGAUGACGAAAAGGUGCUCCGGAGUCCCACUCGGUACACUCUGGGCUCCAUGGUGUCUCACUUCCAGAAGCUGUUCGACGUGACCUCCCUCAGAGGAGUGUACCCCCGUAUGAACGAGGUCUACACCCGGCUGGGAGAGAUGUCCAACACCAUGAGGAACCUCCGAGACGUUCUGGAGCUAGACAGCAGGGCUCCUCCUGCUGAGGUGGUGAACCAUGUGGCCAGGCUGGUUUCCUCCACCGAGCACACUGCCGGGUUCCAUAAUCUGCUGGGAGACGCUGACAUUGACAGCGUCAUCAUCAAAGUGAAGCAGCACGAGGAGUUCUUCCCCGCUUUCCAUGCCCUCAUUAUGGACAUUUUUCAGACUCUAGGAGUGAGUCAUCUGGAUGACAUCCUUCCAGCUCUGAAGUCUUUGAAACAAGCAGCACAAUGACACACUGCUGCACGAACUGAUCUCCGUGCUGCGUUUUGCUCAACGUCGUUUGUCGAUUGUGGAGUGUGAUUUUUGUUUUUAAUAAAAAUUUGUUUAUUUUAUGGAUGUGGUGUCAGUGAAGACGGGUGUUUUUUGAG
Messenger RNA from Epinephelus fuscoguttatus (brown-marbled grouper), 2415 nucleotides. RefSeq names its product centrosomal protein 70 (gene cep70). Gene Ontology annotation, molecular function: gamma-tubulin binding. The coding region runs from base 617 to 2278 and encodes 553 amino acids. Gene Ontology annotation, cellular component: centrosome. Lineage: Eukaryota; Metazoa; Chordata; Actinopteri; Perciformes; Serranidae. The transcript has 16 exons. The record is from RefSeq and is a predicted model, not a curated record. Gene Ontology annotation, biological process: regulation of microtubule cytoskeleton organization; cilium assembly.